AUGAACCGCGACGACAACGACAUCCCCGCGCCGCCGCCCCAUCGCUACGGCCAGCCCCUGCGCCAAAAUUCCUCCGUCACCCCCGGCGUAGACAAUCUUGGCCCUGCUUCGGUCGGCGGCGGCAUCAGCGGAAUCGCCCUCGGUGUCGCCAACAGCCACGAUCGCCUAAGCGGUGUCGACGCGGUACACGGCAUGGAUUAUCACGACGGUUUCUCCGGCCCUGCUGAGCGCGGUUAUCACACCACCGGCUCGGACAAUCCUUAUAUUCCAUAUACCCCGGGUGUGGGGAGCUCAGAAUCGCUGCGGCCAGAGCAGUCGUAUGGAUCGAACGUGGCGUUUGGUGUCGCGGGCGCUUCGCCGGGCUUGCACACACCGGCCCAGUCAUCAACACAUCUCAGUGAUGCGGGUUCAAACCGGCGCAGUAUGUUGGACCAGUAUCAUGGGGCUUACGGUGGUGGUGGGAUCGUGAGCGAUGGGCCGUACCAUCGACAGUCGCAGUAUAGCACUGGGCAUGUUUCUGGGGAUAUCAACCCAGAGGAUAUUGCGGACGACGGCGAUGAUGAGUUUAUGCCGAGGGCGCAGAAUGGAGCUGCGCCGGCUGCGGGCGCUGCAGCCGGGGCUGGUCUCGGCGGACUCUUUAAUCGUGGCGGCAAUGCCAAUCCGUCAUAUGGACCCGUGCCAGGUGGUGGUUUGGAAGCUGGGAGACGAAGUGCGGCGGCACAGGAAAAGGCCGCGAUGGGUGGUGGUAUGGCUGCUCGCAAGAAGCGUGGUUUGAUCGCGGGUCUCGUCCUCGGUUUGAUUGUCCUGGGUGCGAUUAUUGGUGGUGCCCUGGGUGGAACGCUGGGAACGAAGCACAAUAAUGGAUCGUCAUCAUCGUCGUCAGGUGACAAUUCUGCAACUAGCGACACGGCGCAGAAUGGAGAUCUCAAUAAGGAUUCUGAUGAGAUCAAGGCGCUGAUGAACAACCCGGAUUUGCACAAGGUCUUCCCCGGCAUGGAUUAUACACCAUGGGGCGUCCAGUACCCGCUGUGCUUGAAGUAUCCUCCCUCGCAGAAUAAUGUCACUCGUGACUUGGCCGUGCUUUCUCAACUUACCAACACCGUCCGCCUUUACGGCACUGACUGCAAUCAGACCGAGAUGACUUUGCAUGCGAUCAGCCAGCUUGGCUUGACGGAUAUGAAGCUCUGGCUGGGUGUGUGGAUCGAUCCCAACACGACAACCACUAACCGCCAGCUCGACCAACUGUACAAGAUCAUCGACGAUACCAAGGAUCCCUCCAUCUUCAAGGGCGUGAUUGUCGGUAACGAAGCGCUAUACCGCGCUGGUAGUGACCUGCAGUCCGCGGAAACGAGCUUGAUCAGCUACAUCACAGGUGUUGCCUCUGAAUUGAAGAAGCGCAAUCUGAAUGACAUGGAGGUGGCCACAUCCGACCUCGGCGAUAAUUGGAACGCUGACCUGGCUGAUGCCGUCGAUGUGGUCAUGUCCAACGUACACCCAUUCUUCGCCGGAGUCAACGUCGACGUCGCCGCGGCCUGGACCUGGGACUUUUGGCAACAACACGAUGUCGUUUUGACCAAGGGGACUACCAAGAAGCAAGUCAUCUCUGAGGUGGGCUGGCCCAGCGGAGGUGGUAAGGACUGUGGAUCGAGCCCAACUUGUGACUCUAGUACCCCGGGCUCUGUCGCAAGCAUUGACAACAUGAAUACCUUCAUGUCUGAAUGGGUCUGCCAGGCUCUGGAAAACGGCACGGACUAUUUCUGGUUCGAGGCAUUCGAUGAGCCCUGGAAGGUUCAGUACAACACCCCCGGCAAAGAGUGGGAAGACAAGUGGGGUCUCAUGGACGCUGCGCGCAAGAUCAAGUCAGGCCUCAAGAUCCCCGAUUGCGGAGGCAAGACUGCCUCGUAG
Penicillium daleae is the source of this 1905-nucleotide messenger RNA. RefSeq lists its product as uncharacterized. Bases 1 to 1905 code for a protein of 634 amino acids. Gene Ontology annotation, biological process: carbohydrate metabolic process; cell wall organization. Gene Ontology annotation, cellular component: fungal-type cell wall; cell surface; extracellular region. The record is from RefSeq and is a predicted model, not a curated record. NCBI's taxonomy places the organism in Eukaryota, Fungi, Ascomycota, Eurotiomycetes, Eurotiales, Aspergillaceae. The transcript has 2 exons. Gene Ontology annotation, molecular function: glucan endo-1,3-beta-D-glucosidase activity; 1,3-beta-glucanosyltransferase activity.